UCUGUUCUCCGAGAGAAGAGAGAAGUGACGUCAGCGCUUGAUUAGCAUAUCUCCCUCUAUAUAUUUCAUUCUUGCGCAUUGGCGCUCUACAGUACUGCAACGCACUUCAGCAGAAGACUUCAAACUGUAAUCCGUCUACAAAGACAACCAAUCAUGUCUGACAAACCAAACCUUGAGGAGGUCACCAGCUUUGACAAAACCAAGCUGAAGAAGACUGAGACUCAGGAGAAAAACCCACUGCCAUCGAAAGAAACCAUUGAACAGGAGAAGCAGGCGUCCUCGUGAAGACACAAGUUGCCAUCAUGCACUGUGCACACUCCCUUCCCUGCAUUGCCUUCUUUUCAUUUACUUCUUUUAGCAGUAUAACUUUGUAACCAAAAUGUCAAAAAAGAAAAUAUGAAACAAAAAAAAAAGAGAAUCUAAAGCUGCAUCACUGUCAGAUGGGAUGAGCUGACCCCUCUAGCAACAUCUAGAUGCAUUCGGACCGCCUCCCUUGUCCAGUCCAGCGACGAGUACAGAACACUUCUGAUUCCAGGAGCAUGAGCCGUGGAUUCAUCUGGUUUUGCAUUGGUUUCAAUUGUUGCCAUAGGACAAGGGAGUGUGGCCUAGCGGAUAUUCCCAAAUUUUUUAUUAUCCGGUUGAGCUUUUUGUCGACAAGUGACCAGCUCACAAAGUUAUGGCAUCACUUUUUAUUUUUUAGACUAAACUGCACAAUCUUUGUUUUUUUUAUGUUGGUAAUGAUUAACACCUUGUUAGUGCUGCUUCAGUGAAAUGCUUUUUUUUUAUUGGUAAGAAAGAGGAAGAGGAAAAAAGCGAAUUCAAUCUAGCUGUGAAAACACUUCUAAGGACCGGGUGUUGUAUUUGAAUUGAUUGUGCUCUUUUUAUUGAUGUGGUUUCGGGGUUGCUUUGUGUCGCACCCUGUCUUGGUUGUCUUGUGCGGUGGUUAUCACCUUUCAAAAUGUAAAUGCAAUGUGAUCGCUUUCAGCUGUAGAUCAUUUUAUUCUUGGGUUUUGUCAAAGGAAUAAACCUCAGCAACCAUGUUAUUGCCACAAACCAUUUAUCAAUAAUGGAAAAUCGAAACCGUUGUAAUAAAAAAACAAACAAUCAAAAAACUUUGUUAUCAGGA
Carassius carassius (crucian carp) is the source of this 1126-nucleotide messenger RNA. RefSeq names its product thymosin beta-11. Gene Ontology annotation, biological process: actin filament organization; regulation of cell migration. Gene Ontology annotation, molecular function: actin monomer binding. Lineage: Eukaryota; Metazoa; Chordata; Actinopteri; Cypriniformes; Cyprinidae. Bases 154 to 285 code for a protein of 43 amino acids. The record is from RefSeq and is a predicted model, not a curated record. The transcript has 3 exons. Gene Ontology annotation, cellular component: cytoplasm.